This is a messenger RNA of Aricia agestis (brown argus), 2103 nucleotides long. RefSeq names its product ribose-phosphate pyrophosphokinase 1 (gene Prps). The coding region runs from base 200 to 1228 and encodes 342 amino acids. Gene Ontology annotation, cellular component: ribose phosphate diphosphokinase complex; cytoplasm. The transcript has a single exon. Lineage: Eukaryota; Metazoa; Arthropoda; Insecta; Lepidoptera; Lycaenidae. Gene Ontology annotation, molecular function: ribose phosphate diphosphokinase activity; magnesium ion binding. Gene Ontology annotation, biological process: ribonucleoside monophosphate biosynthetic process; 5-phosphoribose 1-diphosphate biosynthetic process; purine nucleotide biosynthetic process. The record is from RefSeq and is a predicted model, not a curated record.
UUGACAUUUCAAUUUCAAUAAAAUAAAACGUGCUGUAAAAUUACAGAUAACUCAAGUUUUGUAUUUACGCGUGGGUGCGGGUCACCACGGUAUUAUUAUAAAUCUUGUUAUCAAUAAAUAGUCGAGGCAUACAUCGUUUAAUCUCAUCACUUCGCGUACUGCCCUCGCAACGUACCGGAGGUCAUUUACUCCGGUGCUGAUGAAAUCAACUAUAACUUUAGAAGAAGUAGUGAAUAAAUUCGACCACAUCGUAUCACCCCUAGCAACCAGAAUGCCGAACAUCAAAGUUUUCAGCGGUAGCUCCCACCCUGAUUUGGCGCAAAAGAUCGUGGAUCGCCUGGGAAUCGAUCUCGGAAAAGUCGUAACUAAGAAGUUCAGUAACAUGGAAACAUGCGUGGAAAUCGGCGAAUCCGUGCGCGGAGAGGACGUUUACAUCGUGCAGAGUGGCAGCGGCGAGAUCAACGACAACCUGAUGGAGUUAUUGAUCAUGAUUAACGCGUGUAAGAUCGCAUCCGCGUCUCGAGUUACCGCUGUCAUUCCGUGCUUCCCCUACGCCAGACAGGACAAAAAAGACAAAAGUAGAGCUCCGAUCACCGCGAAACUCGUCGCCAACAUCCUGUCCGUCUCCGGAGCUGACCACAUCAUCACCAUGGACCUCCAUGCUUCUCAAAUCCAAGGCUUCUUCGACAUACCCGUAGAUAACCUCUUCGCCGAGCCCGCGGUUCUGAAAUGGAUCAAGGAGAAUAUACAGGACUGGAAAACCAGUAUUGUCGUGUCUCCCGACGCCGGUGGUGCUAAGAGGGUCACAUCCAUAGCUGACAGAUUGAAUGUCGAGUUCGCCCUCAUUCAUAAAGAAAGGAAAAAGGCCAACGAAGUCGCUUCCAUGGUUCUCGUAGGCGAUGUAAAAGAUCGCAUUGCAAUUUUAGUGGAUGACAUGGCAGAUACUUGUGGUACCAUUUGCCAUGCUGCCGAAAAGCUCAUCGAGGCAGGUGCUAUCAAAGUGUACGCUAUACUAACGCACGGUAUAUUUUCUGGACCCGCUAUCUCCAGGAUCAACAACGCCUGUCUAGAGGCCGUGGUGGUGACAAACACAAUACCACAGGAGAAACACAUGCGGGACUGUCCCAAAAUCCAGUGCAUCGACGUAUCAAUGAUGUUAGCAGAGGCGGUGAGGCGUACACACAACGGAGAAUCUGUGUCUUAUUUGUUCUCCAAUGUUCCAUACUAGUUUAAUUCCUUUUAUUUUAUUAUUAUUUUAGGUUUAGUUCCAACAUUUAAUUUACAUUCAUUUAAUAGUGGGGUGUGAGGAUGAUUGGCAGUGUUAUUGGCAUGUGAUGAUUUUUUAUUAUUAAUUACUAUAAUAAGCCGAGUAUGCAAGCUACAAGAAAAAUAUUUACAUUAUAUAAGGCAAUGUGAUAUUUUAUGGAGCAUCAAAAGAUGAAAUUAGAAGUUGUAAUAAUUUUACACACACCAAUUUAGAAACAAAAUGGCUGUUAGUCAUAAUUCUUGUAAAUCAGUUGUAGUAAAUGAAAUUGUAAACAAUGUAGCUUUGUCAAUUAGGCUUGCUUGAUGCCUGAUGAUGUGAUAUCAAGUAACAAAUGUUGGAGACAUUAGGUUUAGUUUAUUAUCUCAUUAAGUUAAAAUAUGCAUUCUGCCAUAUUUUUUUCUUCCAUAGGUUUAAAAUUAAAAAAAAAAAAAAAAUUUAUUGUUAAGGAAUUAGGACCUUUAUUAUGUCACUAAAAUCUGUUACGUAAUAUCUUAACAAUGCUAAACUCAAAAGAAUUGUUAACUUUGGAAAGGGGUAAGAAGCAGAGAGUUGUUGACUUUAAUUUACUGCAUUGUUGUGGGUUUAACAAUUUGUUAAAAUCUUUGAAUGUUAAUGUUUUGGGUGCUUAGAUUUUUAUUUUUUAAAUUGUUAUUGAUGUAAUUUUUUUAUGUGGUAUUGCUGUAAAUGAAGCCUAUGUGAGUAGGAUUUCUGUAACCACAUAUUUUACAAAGUUUUCUAAUUGGCACGCUUAAAGAUAAGGCGCAAGAUUUUCUAAAUUUAUAGAACUAUGUAUAUUUGGUCCGUAUUUUAAGACAUAAUAAAAAAAUCCUGACAAA